Molecule: messenger RNA, 2226 nt
Organism: Insectozyma verbasci
Lineage: Eukaryota; Fungi; Ascomycota; Pichiomycetes; Serinales; Debaryomycetaceae
Source: the annotation of a GenBank genome assembly
AUGAAUUCACAACAACAACAACAACAGCAAAAUAUAACUACUAGAACUACUAGUACUGCUAGUAGUAAUCAAGAACCAUCUUCUACAACAUCUUCUACUACUACAACAUCAAGUACUACUCCUUCUACUACAUCUUCUAAUUCAUCAAAUUCAUCGGGAGUGGCAACCAAUAAUGGUGCGUCAUCAGGAACAUUAUCUUCAAAUAAUCAACAAAUUAUAAAUAGUACUCCAAAUACAACGACUACUGCAGCCUCACAAUUCAGAGAUGUCUGUUUCAGCAACUCAAGUCCAAAUAAUAUUAUACCUUCACCUUCAUCAAGUAGUUCAUCAAAUAAACGUUUUAUAAAUUCAUCUCAAGAUCAACUGAAAAGAAUUAAGUUAGAUUUGUCUAUAAAUAACAAUUCAAAUAGAUUAUCUCCCAAAAUCAUUAGAAAAUUUAGAUCCAGGUCAUUACCAAUUAUAAAUUUUAAUAAUUCUAAUUUCGCAUUUUCAUCAAAAAGAUCAAAACAAAUAAAUAACACGUCCGUAUCAUCAAUAACAUCUACAAACUCAUCAUCUACAAUCCCACCAUUACCACCAAUCAAUUUACAAUCACUUAAAGAAAUUGAUUUGCAUGAAAUACUCAAAAACCCGCAAUUGCGUCAUGAUAUAUUAUUUGAUCCCCAAUUACAGUUUAGACCGAAUUUAGACGGUGAAAGAGGUAAGCGUAAAAAAUCGAUAAUUGAGAAGUAUUGGCUUGAAAUUCAAAAAGAAUGUCAACAAUUUUUUGAUGGUAAAACUAAAGUUUAUUCAAUAAAUCGUUUAAGUAUAUUAAUUACUACAAUUCGAGAAAUAUUAUUAUCUUUGUUGCCAAGUAAAGAUAGACAAUAUGUAGGUGAAAUUAUGGAUAUUGAAUUAGUCGUACAACAAUUAAAACAUGGAUCUUUUGAUUUUGUAGAGAUGAGUAAAUGGUUGGGUGAUGUUUUCAAAGCACAUUGUGCUCCAAUGAGAGAUGUAUGGGUUUCAGAAAUGAUAACAAAAAUUCAAGAUGCUUAUAAUUUCAAUUCAGUAAGUUAUUUAGUAAGUGGUCUUAGAUCUAUUUUUUCAAUAUUGGAAGCCAUGAAAUUAGAUGUUGCUAAUCAUCAAAUAAGAUUACUUCGUCCAAUUUUGAUUGAAACAGCUGUUGAAUUUGAAAAAGAUUAUUUUCAGACUUUACUUAGUCAUCAAAAAAUUAAUAUUCAAGAUUCAUUAAACUGGUUUUAUAAGAAAUUCACGAGUAAAAAUACCAACCCCUCUGCAGUUAUCAACGACUCAUUACUCAAACCAAUUAUAAUUUCAUCCAUUAUUGAUUUGUUGAGCUGUAGACAAAUGGCUAUUGAAUUCCCAUCAACUUUAGCUUUUGAUCAUACAAGAUUAAUAUUAUUGAGAGCAGAUGUAAGACAAUUAGUAUGCAUUCAAUUAUGUAUGGUUUUAUAUAAACAAUUGAUUAUAAAUUCCAAAUCAAGUAAGGAAUUACUAAAACCAGAAAAUUUAGAUAAAGUUCAAUCGGAAAUUUUAUCAAUAGUAACCGAUGAUAAUGGAAAUAUUAAAUGGACAAAAAAUAUAACAUCAAUAUCAUUACAAUUAGUUAAAAACUUGUAUGCACCAGAUUCAAUUCCAUCUGUUUUACCAUCCAAUUAUAUUGAAUUUGCUCAUAACUGGUUAAUUAAACAUAUUCAACCAAAUUCAAAUGUCUAUGGAUUAAUGGAAGUUAAAAUCUUUAAAGAAUUGUUAAAUGAAAUAAUGGAAAACAUGGAAGAAGAAGAUAAGAAUAAUGGAUUAAACACUACUACUACUACUACUACUACUACUACUACUACUACUACCACAACCACCACCGCCACCACCACUACCGCAACCACCAGCAUAGCUAUUAACAACAACACCAGUAGUUCAGAAUUAAAAUCAAUUGCUUCUCGUAUUGCCACAUUGGUCAAAUUUCAUUGGAAUGUAUUUGGUAAUUAUUACGUUGAUCAUAUAAAAUUUCAAAAUCUGAAACAAUUGGAAGAAGAAAAUAAAAAAUUGAUGAGUUUAAAAGCUAGAAUCGGAAGUAAAGGUGAUAUAAGUAUGGAUAGUAAAGACAGCAAUAAUACAAGUAAUGAAAGUAACGGAAAUCAUGGCAAUAAUGAAAAGAAAAAUAUGAAUGGAAACAACAAUUGUGAAGCUAUUGAUAGCAAUCAAUCAGCUCCUUUAAGUAUGUUUUCAUAA